Messenger RNA from Sitodiplosis mosellana (orange wheat blossom midge), 2746 nucleotides. RefSeq lists its product as uncharacterized. The record is from RefSeq and is a predicted model, not a curated record. The transcript is spliced from 4 exons. NCBI's taxonomy places the organism in Eukaryota, Metazoa, Arthropoda, Insecta, Diptera, Cecidomyiidae. Gene Ontology annotation, molecular function: metal ion binding. The coding region runs from base 981 to 2651 and encodes 556 amino acids.
GCUUUUGUCUUGAUCUUUGGAUUUUUUCCAAUGGGGUUUAUCAAAACGACUAAUAAAAAAAUCGAAAUAAAAAACAAACAAACUCAAAGCUUAUGCAACACAGACAGUUCAAUCGUUGCUAUUGAACCUUAUCGUUUUUGGGAUUUUUUUUUACUACUGGGAGAUGAUUUUUUUUGUAUUGUGUCAAGUAGUUUUACGUGACAAAAUGGCCGUCUGAAAUGGUGUAUCGAUUUUUUUUCGAUUGUUCGCUAUUCUGAUCGCUUCCAUUGGAUUAUAAUAUUUACUGUCGUACGUCACCCGUGGAAAUGGAUAUAAUUCUUAAACCCGAAAAAAUAUUUAAAAAAAAAAACAAUGUGCAGUCGAUGGAACACACACAUUUUUGUUUUGCAUUACAUUUCAUGGAUUACUGUUUUGGAGCUGCUUUUUUGUUCUUUCGUUCUGCAUUCAAUGAUUAAUUGCAUGGAAAGGAAAUACCACAGUUGAUAUGAACGAACGCGACUGAACUGAUGGUGCUUUUCUAGUUUCUGCGAAAAAUGAUAAAAACUAGAUUGAGAUUUGGACUCACUUUAACCAAAUGUGGACUUGUGCAUAAUUCACAUGAGAAUGUGACGCAUUCCCUUGGAUUUUAUAUUUCUUUGAUAACAGCGUUCUUAUCAUUGAAUAUGUUUUUUUUUCUUUUUGUUGGAAAUUCAUUGCCUUUUUUUUCAUCGAGCUUAGCGGAUUGGCCACCAGAUUGGGCUACGCAACAAAAACACAUUCGUUAUCUUUGUAUCAAACACAUUCACUUAUCGCAUAUACAAUUUCAAUAACAAUGAAGUUGGUUCGAUCAAAUUGUUUUCCAUCCGAAAUGAGAUGUCAAACAAAUCUAAAGCGAUUUGACACCCAGUGGAUAGCGAAUCUGGUUCACAUGCUGCUCAUUUGUUUUUAGAUUUCUGUACUUUGUAUUUAACAAACAUACAAAUUCAAUCGAAAGAAAAACAAUGGUCAUUUGUACAUACUUUUUGAGUAAUACGUGCCGUUUUGGCGCCAAAUGCCACAACGAACACGUGAACGUCAAGUUGACCCUGAAAACUGAUGCAGAGAGUACGCUCAAAGGAAACCAAUGGCCACUUUCAAGCUAUGGACCGUUUCGAGAUAAACCAUGCAUACCCAAUUUUAUCGAGGAUCAGUCGUUCGAAGAAGUUAGGCAUUUGUGCUAUGAAGCCAAGGCGACGGGUAACGUUCAGAUGGUGACGAACCAAUUCACGCAAUCAAUUUUAGACGCCAAUAAUAAACUAAACAUGUUGGUAAAUCCGGCGGAUGAGGUUGUUGCAAUGGUGACAAACCUUUACAACAGUAACUGUACAAAUACACCCGCUACAGCGCAGGCACCAAAUGCGAAUCCAUUUGGAAUGGGUUCGAAUACAAUGAAUUCAAUGAAUUCCGGUGGCAGUUUCUUUGGAGGUGGCAACAACGCAGCCCAAUCGAAUAGCCUAUUUGGGUCAUCUUCAUCGGCAGCGAGUUCGAAUCCAUUUGCCCGGAAUGCAGCUGGCUUUGGAGGUGCUCAAAAUCAAAAUACGAAUUUGUUUGGUGGUUCAGCAGCUACCUCGAAUAAUAUGAAUCUCUUCGGUGGAGGCGGUGGAGCCAGUGGAGUAAGCACAGCUACGACAGGCAAUAGUUUAUUCGGUGGCUCAUCAUUUUCAAAUACAAACAAUGCGUCAGCCUUUGGCAGCACCACCCAGCCGAAUUCAUUAUUUGGUGGUGGCUCAACGUCUGGCCCGUUUAGUCAGCAAAACACCAAUGCUUCACCGUUUGCAAUGCCCCAGUCGACAAAUCAAUCGUCCGGUUUAUUCGGUGCUCAAGCACAAUCGAAUCCUGUAUUCGGCGGAAGUGCAUCCUUUGGCAUCCAAGGAAAAACCGGAUUAUUCGGUCAAGCCAGUGCUAGUCUUGGUCAAGCAAAUACGGGAAAUAUCUUCGGUCAAAGCGUUCAAGCCCCUGCAUUUGGUGCGCCACAACCGCAGCAACAAACAAACCUUUUCGGCAAUGCAAAUCAAAAUCAACCGCAGUCACUGUUUGUCGGACAACAAAAAACUAUGCAAGCCGCGGACAAUCCAUUUGCCGCAGUUGCACAGUCAUCCAAUACGAAUAUUUUCGGACAAUCGCAAAUGCAACAGCAACAACCUUCACCGUUCCAAAACUCCGCUAGUGUUUUCGGCGGGAACCAAAACACAAACAAUUUCGGUGGAAAUGCAAGCAUGGUAUUUAGUGGUGCAGCUCAAGCGGUUCCCCAUCAAAAUCCUCUCCUGCCCACUCCAACACAACCACCAUCACUGCAGCAGCAACAACAGAACAUCUUCGGGGCAAAUUCCUUCUCGGCUCAACCCACAGCACCUGCACAGACUCCAUUCGGCGGUGCUGGUGGAAAUGCUUUCCAAAGUGCACAACCACAACAACAACCACCCAUUCAACCGUUGUUCGGUGCACCAGCACAACAGCAACAGAAUAUAUUUGGUGCUGUUGGUGCGACUGCUCAACAGCCCGCGCAACAAUCAAAAACCCUAUACACACCCAUGGACUCACUGAGUCAAGAGGAAAUUGAAGCAUUCAACAGUAACACAUUUGACAUCUCAAAAAUACCCACCAAACCGCCGCCAAUGGAACUUUGCAUCUAAAUCAACAAUCAAUAGACUCUAGAAUUCAAUCUUAAGUUGCUUUUAAUUUAUAUUGUACAAAUUAUCCCAAAAUAAAUCGGCCAUUUAUAAGAAGA